CAAGCACCCGAAGAAGAAGGGACGAAAGUAAAAAUAGGAGGAACUUAUUUCGAAAAUUGUUGUGUCCCCAAAAGUUAAUAAUGUGAUUUUGUGAUGGGAUAACAUUACAUUAGUUAUGUGAAUAGUUUGUUAUUCAUUUUCGUCUAGUGUUUUGUGUUGUUUCGUGUUUUUUGUGACAAUAUUCUUUUGGUACCCCCGGGUGCAAGCCGGUCUUGCAAAAUAAACCCGGAAUGAAAUUCGCAUUUCGUUUGUUUUUCGUUGUGAUAUGCUGGUCAUAUGCGCAGAAUGUUGUUAAUGGUCAAUGUAAUUGUGCCACGGAUUGUGCGACUAACUGUGCGGCUGGAACCCACUAUGACUCAGGAUCUUGUGUGACCUGUCCUCAGGGACACUAUUGUCCUGGAGGAGCCAGUCCCAAAACAGCAUGCCCGGGAGGAAAGUACAUGGACACAACGGGAAGUGACCAGCUCUCCGACUGUAAGACAUGUGUGGCAGGAAAGUACAGCAGUGCAGGGUCAACGACAUGCCUCAACUGUCCCGCUGGAAAAUCCUGUGGGGCGGGGACAGAGACCCCCUCAAACUGUAAUGCUGGUGAAUACUCCCUACUGGGAGCCUCUAGCUGCACGCCCUGCCCUAUAGGCUCCAUGUGUACCGCCACUGAUCAGGGUCCAACACUGUGUACAGAAGGAUUUUACACAUCUUCAACUGGCCAACAAUCCUGUACAAAAUGUCCAGCAGGAAGUGAGUGUCCAAACAGAGGGACACCUGUCCAGUGCACUGCUGGUCACUACUCUGCGGAGGGGUCAGGGGUCUGUGAAGCUUGUCCCCCAGGAUUCUACAGCUCAGCUGCAGGUGCUAGUGUUUGUUCGUCAUGCCCAGAGGGAAGUUCUUGUGCUGGUAACGGAACUUCUACCCCAACACCUUGUGCAGCAGGAUAUGUAGCCCCAGCCGAGUCCAGUACCUGUACUCAAUGUGCCUCAAGUAGGUCCACACCAACUGACUGUGGCAGUGGAGAAUAUGCAAUUCUUGGAAAUGGAACCUGUACCCGCUGUCCCAGGGGAAGUUACUGUCCCACAAAGACCGCAGCACCUCUGGCUUGUUCCUCCACCCAGUAUUCAGGCGAGGGGGCUACAUCAUGUACUGACUGCCCCGUGGGUCACUCCUGUCCGACCCCAGACGCCACCCCGGUCCAGUGUGAUCCAGGCCAGUACAGUGCUGCCGGAGUGAUCACCUGUACAGACUGCGCAGCAGGGAAGUUCUGCCCUAAUCCCUCGGCAGCUGAGACUGACUGUCCUGAUGGAUUCUGGUCCUCCACAAAACAAACGUCCUGUACCCAGUGUCCUAACGGGAAAUACUGCUCCAAAACAGCCGAGACUGCGUGUCCUAGUGGUACCUACUCCCUGGGGAUGGCUACAGCCUGCUCCUACUGUCCCGCUGGAUAUGAAUGCACAAACCCUGCUGCCUCUCCUAAUGCCUGUAAUCCUGGAGAAUAUAACAUCAAUGGAUCAACAUCUGCCUGUACUAUCUGUCCAGGAGGGUCAAUGUGCCCUGUGACCACUGCUGCCCCAACACCUUGUGCUGCAGGUUUCCUGAGUGGUACUGGACAAAGAGAGUGUAUUCAGUGUCCAGCUGGGUAUGCUUGUCCAGAUAAUACUGACCCCACCAAGAACUACGCCUGUCAUGCUGGAUCCUACUCUAUUGCUGGACAAAUGGACUGCACUGUGUGUCCCGCUGGAAAAUACUGCCCCAGUACAAGCUCCUCCAAUGAGAUUCCUUGUCCGGGAGGAACGUACUCCACUGGUAACAGCUCUUCCUGUACUAAGUGUACCCCUGGGGAGGUGUGUCCUAAUGCAGAUGGGACAGGAAUCCAGACCUGUCUUCCUGGGACGUACUCUGUAGCGGGGUCAGCGGCCUGUGUGGACUGUCCGGCUGGGUCGGCCUGUCCUUCCACCAACUCCUCCCAACAGAUACAGUGUCUCCCGGGGACGUACUCACUGACAAAAGCUACGGAAUGUACACCCUGUCCUGCUGGAUUUGCAUGUCCGAUGACAAACCAGGCCACCCAGGUUCCCUGUCAGGAUGGGACUUAUUCUGUGGGUAACCAGACUGCCUGUAUCAGCUGUCCAUCUGGCUAUGAAUGUCCAGACUCCUCCACCAACAGCACCACUGCCUGUCAGCCAGGCUACUACUCUCUGGGAGGCCAGAAGACGUGCACCAUGUGUGAUGAGGGCUACAGGUGCCCCAAUACCUACGAGGGUCAGACAGUGUGUCCCCCAGGGUUCUACAGCGCAGCCGCCUCCACCAACUGUACCGGAUGUGAACCAGGGUACUACUGCCCUGAACCAGAACAAACCAGGAGAGCAGAGUGUCCCCCUGGAUACUACUCUAACGGUGGUGCCAUCUACUGCACUCCAUGUUAUGCUGGUUACACCUGUUCUAUGGGGUCCACUAACGCCACCCCUGCUGCUGACAUCUGCCAGGCUGGGGGAUGGUGUGAUGGCAAGAACUUCUUCCGUUGUCCAGCUGGAACAUACAAUCCUCAUAAUGGAUCCAUUGACUCCACUGCUUGUGUCCUCUGUCCUCCAGGAUACUACUGCCCUGGUCCAGGUGAUACCUCCUACACACAGUACCCCUGUCCUAAAGGCCAUUAUUGUCUUGAGGGAACCACAGUCAGUACACAGUACCCUUGUCCUGGAGGCUCAUAUAAUCCUGAUGACAAUUCCACCAGUGAAACUGCUUGUCAGCCUUGUCCAUCCGCAAAAUACUGCCCCAAAGGCACCACAGACACAGGGGUGGACUGCCCCCGGGGAUUCUACUGUACUGGGGGACAAUCCUCAGGCUUCCAGCAUCCCUGUCCAGUGGGGACAUACGGCCCAGAUCUUGGAUUUGACAAUGAGACACAGUGUAUCCCCUGUCCUGCUGGAUUUUACUGCCCUGGGGGUACAGAGUCCCAGCCCACUACUGCCCCCACCCCAUGUGAGCCUGGUACCUACAACCCUGACGCUAACACAGGCCACCCACUCAACUGUCACAAGUGUGACAUUGGCUUCGCUUGUCCUGAGAUCAACCACACAGCUUCUGUUGUUCCAUGCAAAGCAGGUUACUACUGUCCCCUGGGAACUAUAGCAGAUGACCAGUACCCCUGUAUCCCCGGGACCUACAGUGAUAAAACUAACCUCUCAUCAGCUGAUCAGUGUGAUGCUUGUCCAGAGGGAAAAUACUGUGAAUGGGGAACAAACAAUUCCACCAAUCCUCCAAAACCCUGCUGGCCUGGAUUCUACUGUCCACUUCAGUCUCCCUCCCCAGAGAAGUUCCCCUGCCCCGCGGGGACAUACUCAGACCGGGCAGAUCUGUAUGAGGCAUCUCAGUGCUACACCUGUCCCCAGGGUUACUACUGUGAAGGUGGAGCCAGCAGCACAUCUGGUAUCUGUCCAAGAGGUUUUUACUGUCCAAAUGGCACCAAGGCAGGAACUGAGUAUGGUUGUCCUAAUGGAACCUACAAUGAUGUAGAGGGACUGUAUGAAGAGGCCCAGUGUAAAAAUUGCUGGCAAGGUCACUAUUGUGAGUUUUCAGUCUCAGCCCCAGUACAAUGUAAAGCUGGUACCUACAUGCCAUAUGGAUUUAACCGAACAAGUAAUAAUCUUGUUGGACCAGGCCAACCUGCUAAAAGACAGUUUGAAUGUAUCACCUGUCCUGGUGGAUUCUCUUGUCCAAUAGGGACAAUACAUCCCUACGACUGUACUGUGGGUUUCUAUUCCAAACCGGGACAAGAAAUCUGUGAAACUUGUAGAAUAGGACAUUAUUGUGACAACUCGUCCACCUCAGAAGAUGCAAUGGUCAACACAAAGAAAUGUCCACCUGGUCGAUACUGUCUGGCUGGACUGACCAAGGAACCUGAUGCUACUGACUGUUCUGUUGGAAGAUACUGUCCAGAAGGAACUGUGGAAGAGCUGAAGUGUCCAGUGGGAACAAUUCGUCGCACUACGAAUGCUCAUGAUGUUGACACCCACUGUGAGCCCUGCCCCGCCGGUUACUAUUGUCUGGAGGGGUCGUUUACAGAGACAGGGCCAUGUGAAACAGGAUAUUACUGCCCCACCAACUUUACCAAUCCAUACGGUGUUCAUCCUCCUACAAUUGGUGCCUAUGGAGCUAGACAGGUGCCCUGCCCAGAAGGAACCUACACCAGUGUGACGGCCACACCAGAUGUGGGUAGUUGUCAGACCUGUCCAGCUGGCUACUACUGCCCCCUGGCCUCCAGCUCACCCACUGACUGCCCCCGAGGAUCAUACUGUGUGGCUGGGUCCUCCAAACCAGAACCCUGCCCCAUUGGCAGAUAUGGAAAUACAUCAUUGUUGACUGCUCUGACUGAGUGCCCCCAGUGUGACCCUGGCUGGUAUUGUGAUGCCCCGGGUCUCCUACAGCCCCGCUCACCCUGUGACCCAGGAUAUCUCUGCUACUUGGGGGCCUCCACUUCAGCUCCUACAGAUGGGGUGACAGGAGAGCUUUGUCCCAGAGGAGGAUUCUGUGUGUCGGGAUCUUAUGUGGCUGAACCAUGUCCUCUGGGAACCUACAGCAAUGUAUCAGGAGCUGUGAACAACUACGAAUGUUUUGAUUGUGAUGCUGGGUACUACUGCUCCUCAGUGGCUGGUGGGGCACCCACAGGGGCAUGCUGGGGAGGAUAUUAUUACAGUAAAACACGGUUAUAG
Molecule: messenger RNA, 4703 nt
Organism: Saccostrea cuccullata (small rock oyster)
Lineage: Eukaryota; Metazoa; Mollusca; Bivalvia; Ostreida; Ostreidae
Product: neurogenic locus notch homolog protein 1-like
Exons: 27
Coding region: 231-4703 (1490 amino acids)
Source: RefSeq, a predicted model, not a curated record